AUAGCAGGUUGACAUCUUAAAGUUAAUCGAGGUCGCGUGGACUGAGUAACAACUGAAGGAUGUGACAUAAUUUUAGAGGCGGUCCUUCAUUGAUUUAUGCACCAACAAACCGGUUUCAAAAUACAGCAUACACCCCGACCGUGACAUGUCCUCUCAACAAGAUCAAAAGUUGCUCAAAGAGGCUGAGCUGAGUCUGCUUCUCUACCUCCAUCCUCCUGCUGUAACCGUGCUGUCUCUUCUUUGGUUUGGGGUGCGCUGACCUUCAGAGAUCUGCACAGACAAAUGGCGCAUCAUUACCACCCAAUAUCCGGGACUAUCUACAGGGAGACCGCCCCCAUGCCAGAGGACACACCAAAGGUCAAAGGGUAUGACUUCAACCAGGGAGUGGACUACUGCGCGCUGCUGAAGACUUACUGCAACACCGGCUUGCAGGCCACUAAUGUCGGCUUGGCUAUCAAGGAGAUCAACAGCAUGAUCCAGAGGCGUCAGCAGCCGCUGAAGGUUGUAAACGGAAGUGCUGAGGAAGCUGAGAGCCAUCAGCAAGCUGUGGAGGUGGUGAGUGGAAGUGUUGAGGAAGAUCACUCAACCUGCCCCUGCCAGAUGAGCUGCACCAUCUUCCUGAGCUACACCUCAAACCUCAUCAGCAGUGGAAUCAGAGAGACUAUCCGUUACCUCACUGAACACAAAAUGGUGGAUGUGUUAGUGACCUCAGCUGGAGGUAUAGAGGAGGAUCUGAUCAAGUGUUUAGGCCCGGUUUACCUCGGAGCCUUUACUCUGAAUGGAAAGGAUCUGUAUAACAAAGGUCAUAACAGGAAUGGAAACACUCUGAUGGUGGAAGAAAACUAUGUUAGAUUUGACAGCUGGAUGAUGCCGAUCUUGAAGCAGAUGCUGCUGGAGCAGAAAACACAGGGCACCAACUGGACUCCGUCUAAGGUGAUCCAUCGACUGGGAAAGGAGAUCGACAACCCUGAAUCUGUUUAUUACUGGGCCUAUAAGAAUAACAUCCCGGUGUUCUGCCCUGCACUGACAGACGGAGCGAUAGGAGACAUGUUCUACCUCUUCUCGGAGAACAACCCCGGCUUAAGAAUUGACAUAGUUGAAGGUACAGGAGUCUUCAUCAGUUGUAACUGAAUUUGUCCCUGUGGUGUACUCGGCUGAGGAUGAUGUCCAGUGUGACAAGGUGUCUGCUAACAAACAGCUUGGAGUUGUAUGCUGCUAACAUACUUGCUGGCAAGAUCAUUAGGCAGGUUUCAUUGGUGUGUGUGAGAGAGGGUUUUGUGUGUGUGAGAGAGA
Messenger RNA from Plectropomus leopardus (leopard coralgrouper), 1293 nucleotides. The record is from RefSeq and is a predicted model, not a curated record. NCBI's taxonomy places the organism in Eukaryota, Metazoa, Chordata, Actinopteri, Perciformes, Serranidae.